Messenger RNA from Theileria orientalis strain Shintoku, 666 nucleotides. RefSeq lists its product as hypothetical. NCBI's taxonomy places the organism in Eukaryota, Apicomplexa, Aconoidasida, Piroplasmida, Theileriidae. The transcript has a single exon. The coding region runs from base 1 to 666 and encodes 221 amino acids. The record is from RefSeq and is a predicted model, not a curated record.
AUGAGAAUAAAUAUAACACAAAAUACAAUAAUAGGACUAUUUAGAACAAUACAAGUUUGUGAUCAAAUACCGCUGAGGAAGGCAGCAAAAUCGAAGGCAAAACCUAAGGUAAAGCAGCAAGAAGUAGUGGGAGUAACACGCUAUUAUCCAUACAUACCGCCAAAUCUAGUAGUAGAUACAGUGAACACGCUGAAAGAUAGAGAAAGCCUAUCAGAAAUAUUGGAUUUGAUAUAUAGUCCACUCUCGCCUCUGGAUACAGAAGAAGAUAGGAAGCUGUACCAGAAAACAUACGAAGCGUACAGAAUAUAUAAGAAUAAGCUGAAGGAAAAGCUGAGAGAAAGAGAGCUGUACAUCCAGAGUCAGAUGCACGAAGCAAUAGAAAACCUGCCGGAGAACCUGUACGACGAAGCAGUAAAGUCGGAAUCAGAACCGAUCCCAGAAGAACUGACCUUCCAGAAGGCAUACAGAGAACAGCUGAUCAACGAGCACCUGUCGGACUACGAAAUAGAAAAGCUGGACACAUUUAGAAUGCUCAUGUACCUGAGGUACCCACACACAGAAGCAAAAAUUAAAAAUCCAGGGUUGUUUUGGCUGGAAGAGAAGAAGAUGAUAUCAAGACAGAAGCAAGCAUCACUGAUAUCGAAGAAAAGUAAAACGAAAAAUUAA